GACCACCGAAUGUUCCCGUGUCGGAGUCCGCCAGGUAUCCCUCAGUGGCAGCGAGUGCACGGAGACUAUCGAUUGCCGAGUGUAUUUAAACGGCUGCGCGUGGAAUCGCUAAUAACCCCGUUCUCGCUGGAGGAGCGAUCCUCUUUCCUUCAACGAUACGUCUCACCGUGACCGUCGACGAGAGUCUGCCCUCUCGAUCGAUCGAUCGAGACAUCGAGUCGUCGUGCGUAACUCGAGUUGGCGAAUCCUCCCUCCUGGGGCGAAGGGGAACAGUGCGGGGUAUCCUUGACACUAUGAUGGGACGCGCGAGGUGGUGCCGGUAGUCCGCGGUUGGCCUCGAGGGAUGUCCUCGUGACAUGUUACCCCGUGACCUUGGCUGGCGCAACUAUAACGUCCUCCGUGGAGAGGGUCGUCUUCUGGUGCGCGGAUCAACGAGCGGCCGGUCCUUCAAUCCGCGCGAGAUCGAGUAUCGCCUGCUGCCGCUGGUGCAGGUCAAGCCCGACUUUGUGAUCCCAUAUGUGCUCUGCUGGCGAGUGCCGGGCGCAAUUCACCGGAUCCAGAUUAACCCGUCGAUCGUCCACCAUCAUCACCAUCAUCACCAUCAUCAUCAUCACCAACAGCAGCAGCAGCAGCAGCAGCAGCAGCAAUCGCAUCACUAUUACCAACAGCAGCAUCGUCAGCGUCGACGACACCUUGAGGGAGCGUCGAGACCACGUCCACCGCCUUCCACGGAGCAUCGUCCCACGUACGGCUCGCAGCGUGACAUCUUUGCGGAUUCUGGUAUGGAAACAAGAGUGGACCGUUACGUAGCGAACAGAAAUGAGGACACGAGGUACAAAGCGAAUCGUUGCGUGAGCGGGGGUGGUAGCCGCGGAAACGGGGCGACUGGCGGUACCGGAGGCGGUUCAGGUAGCGCAGGCGGCCGCGGCAGCGGCGGGGGUGACGGUGGCGUGGUGCCUGCCGCACCACCGGCUACCGGCCAUCAUCAUCAUCACCAUCACCAUCAUCAUCACCUCAGCACCACGACUACCACGACUACCACCACGACUACCACCUGCGGCAACAGACAUCACAGGCACAAACUGCCUGCCAGCAAGCAGUGCACCGAACACCGUCACCAUCCCCAUCACCACCGGCAUCACCCACACCAUCGCUCCCACCACCGGGGCAUGAACAUGGGCCAAAAGAUUUCAGGCGGCGUGAAGAGCAUGAGCCGGGAGAGCGGUGCCGGAGCCGGCGGAGGGGUCGGCGUCGGCGGUGGCAACAACACGACGUACACGCGGUCGGUGGUGCCUCGCGAGCUGGCGCAGGACUUUGCGAGACCGGCGCGUCUCGAUGUACUCCUCGACAUGCCGCCUGCCUCGCGAGACACCCAGGUUCAUCAUAGCUGGAAUGCCGACGAUCGUAGCCUAAAUAUAUUCGUCAAGGAGGACGACAAAUUGACGUUUCAUCGACACCCCGUAGCACAGAGCACAGAUUGCAUACGAGGGAAAGUAGGAUAUACUAAGGGAAUGCACGUAUGGGAGCUUUAUUGGAGCACGAGGCAACGAGGUACGCACGCGGUGGUAGGAGUCGCCACGGCGGACGCGCCUUUACAUAGUGUUGGCUACCAGAGUCUAGUGGGCAACAACGAACUUAGUUGGGGUUGGGAUCUCGGUAGGAACAAACUCUAUCACGACUCGAGAAAUAACAAUGGUGUAACGUAUCCGGCGCUCCUCAAGCCCGACGAAACAUUCAUUGUUCCUGACAAGUUUCUGGUGGUCCUCGAUAUGGACGAAGGUACAUUAGCAUUCGUAGUGGAUGGUCAGUAUCUCGGAAUAGCCUUUAGAGGGCUCAAAGGAAGGAAAUUGCACCCUAUCGUAUCUGCCGUGUGGGGACAUUGCGAGAUCACAAUGAAAUACAUCGGCGGACUAGAUCCCGAGCCUCUGCCUCUAAUGGAUCUUUGUCGAAGAGUGAUUCGACAGCGAAUUGGCAAGCAUAGGCUAGAGGACAAAAUCAACGAGCUAAAUCUGCCGCAGACGAUGAAGACUUAUCUCCUCUACCGAGACAGAAGGUAACCACCGAGUGAAUCUCUUCAAGAAUCUGCCACCACGAUUAUGACUGCGAACAUCACCGUGUUGCAACGUUGUCACUACGACGCAACCGUCCGCUAUCCCGUCGCAUGCCACCAAGGACAGCAAGCUCUUAGCCGCGCGUCUCCGUUAUUAAUUAAGCGCUCGACGAUCAACAAACUGGCAUGGGUCAUGCGACAACGCGCCGAGACACGCCUAGUACCUCGAGAAGGCACGCUAAAACAGCGACGCCGACAUAUACUGAUAACAACUCGUGGCGCUCUCAUCAGGACAAGUCACGAGGACCGUAAUCCUCAUCGUCGUUAUUGUCAUCGUCGAUGAGCUCUCACCUCGAUACAAUUGGCAAACAGAAGGAAAGGAAGCGGCUUUAAAAGGAAACAUAUUUCUGAAUUUAGGGCGAUACUGUUGUCUUUUAUGUCGUGUACACAGUUCUAUAUUGCGAUAGAAUUAAAUAUAUUUAUUGAUUAUUAGAAUUAUUCCGAGAAGCGGGGCGGUUUCAGUGACUUUCGCAUGGGCAAAUGCGACAAGUGUGCGCAUGUUGUACGAUCUUUUUCUUCAGUAUCCACCUUAUUGACGAUACACGUAUGAAUGCUGAUAAAGAUAGAAUCGCAAUAGCGCAAUUUAUGAGAAUUCGGAGACGCGCGGUUAGAGAAGAAAGACGAAAGGUUAUUAAGAAAAUACGAAGAGACUACAAGCACUGUACAGUUGGCCAGUAACAAAAAUUAGACUUAAUCAAGCCUGGAGGCUGAUAGGAACGCGUCGUUUGUUUAUAACACGGAUUGAUGGACAGAGGAUAGCGGGUUUGCUUUAGUUCGGCCGCAGCAGAAGGAGUGGAGCAAGAAAAAAAGUUGGAGAGAAAGGAUACACGACGGAAGGAGAUAUGAAAAUUUUUCUACGAUGAGGAUACUCAGCGAAAAAUGUGAACUCUGAUCGCACGAUUAACGUGGAACGAUUAAUUCAAUUUGGACAAGUGUGUAUAGUGAUGGAUAUAUUGCAGUCACCUUCCAAUAGACUCAUUUUUCAAGUAUUUUCUAAGCAUGCUAGGUCUAAUAAAGUAUAGUGAUGUGUGCGUGUAUCGUGGAUGGAUAUAAAAGGAAAAGGACGACGAAAAAAAAAAAGAAA
Camponotus floridanus (Florida carpenter ant) is the source of this 3194-nucleotide messenger RNA. RefSeq lists its product as uncharacterized. NCBI's taxonomy places the organism in Eukaryota, Metazoa, Arthropoda, Insecta, Hymenoptera, Formicidae. The record is from RefSeq and is a predicted model, not a curated record. The transcript has 8 exons. The coding region runs from base 357 to 2057 and encodes 566 amino acids. Gene Ontology annotation, biological process: proteasome-mediated ubiquitin-dependent protein catabolic process; intracellular signal transduction. Gene Ontology annotation, cellular component: SCF ubiquitin ligase complex. Gene Ontology annotation, molecular function: protein binding.